Drosophila serrata is the source of this 1813-nucleotide messenger RNA. It is a transcript of the gene Alp8, whose product is annotated as Alkaline phosphatase 8. Lineage: Eukaryota; Metazoa; Arthropoda; Insecta; Diptera; Drosophilidae. Gene Ontology annotation, molecular function: alkaline phosphatase activity. Gene Ontology annotation, biological process: dephosphorylation. The record is from RefSeq and is a predicted model, not a curated record.
GAGCAACCCGGUGUAGUUAGUGAUACCUCACCAGCAGCAACACAAUUAGAAAGAUGCUCUCCUCGCAGAGGCAGUUUCUUCUCCCCAUCCUGGGGCUCCUGGCCAUGGCCGGAACAACCCUCGGCGGCCUCAGGGAGGUGCACAACGUCUACGAGAUGUCGGGCCAACCUGCCAUCAAGCCCAGGUUCUCGACGGAUGUGGCCAACAACAAGUACACCCCGGAAGAGAUGGAUCCUCAAUUCUGGUACUCACUCGCCGACGAGGAGAUAGAGAAGCGUCUCGCUUUGCCCCAGCCCAGUCCCGUGAAGGCUAAGAAUGUGAUUAUGUUCCUGGGCGACGGUAUGCCCCUGGCCACCGUUGCAGCUGCUCGAAUCCUGAAGGGACAGCGUCAGGGCAAGACCGGGGAGGAGUCCUCGCUGAGCUUCGAGCGGUUCCCCCAUACGGGAUUGAGCAGGACCUACUGCGCUAAUGCCCAGGUACCCGACUCUGCCUGCACGGCCACCGCCUAUCUGUGCGGCGUAAAGACCAACAUCAUCAAUAUCGGAGUCAGUGCCGCCGUGAACUACAACAACUGCACGGCUAGCCAGAAUCCUGCUAACCGUCUGACCUCCAUUGCCGAAUGGGCUCAGAAUGCCGGCAAGUCUACGGGAAUCGUGACCACCACUACCUUAACCCAUGCCAGUCCUUCGGGAGCGUAUGCCAAGACCGCCAAUCGAAUGUGGGAGUGUGACACGGAUGUGACUAGCUACGGCGCCGAUGCCAGCACCUGCAUCGAUAUGGCCACUCAGUUGGUGACACAAACGCCCGGCAAGAACUUUGAUAUCAUGUUUGGCGGCGGCAUGGGCAAGUUCCUGCCCAAGAGCAUCAAGGAUAGCCACGGAAACGCCGGAGAGCGAUCCGAUGGCGUUAACCUGCUGGGCCGCUGGCAGGGACUACACGACAACGGAGUCCUGGUUACCAACCGCAAUCAGCUGCUCAGUGUUAACGUCUCUCGUGUGUCCAGCAUCGUUGGCCUCUUCCAGUCCAAGCUAAUGAACUUCCACAUGGAUGCGGAUGCCACCUACCAGCCCACUCUCUCCGAGCUCACCGAGGUGGCCAUCAAGAAGCUGAGUCAGAACGAAAAUGGAUACUUUGUGUUCAUUGAAGGUGGUCUCAUUGACUAUGGCAAUCACUACACCCAACCAGGCUAUGCUCUGGAUGAGACCCUGGAAUUCGAGAAGGCCAUUCAACUUGCGCGGGAUAUGACCAACAUCGAGGACACUUUGAUUGUGGUGACUGCUGAUCAUGGUCAUGCUGUCAGCAUUGCCGGAUAUCCUGGCCGUGGAACGCCCAUUUUGGGACUCAAUCAGCAUGACACCGAUCUUAAUGGCGUGAAGUACGCCGUGCUCAACUACGCUGCCGGUCCCAACCAGUAUCUGGACGAGACCGGACAGCGCAUUCCCCUGGACGACAUCCUCGUUUCCGAUGACGCAAUUGCACCCAGUUACAUUGCCAAGGACCAGGGCGUGCACUCUGGCGAGGAUGUCGGCAUCUGGGCAUCCGGUCCCCAGAGUCACCUCUUCACCGGCGUGAUGCAGCAGAGCACCAUUCCCCAUCUGAUGGCCUAUGCCUCGUGCGUCGGAAGCGGAAAAAAGGUGUGCGAUCGGCAGUGAAAGACGCGAUGCCAGGAAAAUUCACUUACAAGACUCAGGGAAAACUUAGCAAACUUUUAAUGAUGACGAUGUCCGAAUAUAGGGCAUAUUUUAUUAUUUUUUCAGCAAGACUCCACAUUUAAGUCUUUAAUAAAAAAAUGUACUAAGCAAUUUAAAAUCUU